Messenger RNA from Naegleria fowleri, 510 nucleotides. RefSeq lists its product as uncharacterized. The coding region runs from base 1 to 510 and encodes 169 amino acids. The record is from RefSeq and is a predicted model, not a curated record. Gene Ontology annotation, molecular function: UFM1 conjugating enzyme activity. NCBI's taxonomy places the organism in Eukaryota, Heterolobosea, Eutetramitea, Acrasida, Naegleriidae. The transcript has 3 exons. Gene Ontology annotation, cellular component: cytoplasm. Gene Ontology annotation, biological process: protein K69-linked ufmylation.
AUGAUGGACAACGACACCAAGGAAACACUCAAGAAAAUUCCAUUGCUGAAAGAAAAAGCUGGGCCAAGAGAAACUGAAGAUUGGGAAAAACGAUUAAAAGAAGAAUAUGGUGCCCUUAUUCAAUAUGUGAAAAUGACCAAGGAAAAUGAUAGUGCAUGGUUUUCAAUUCAAAGUAAUAAGAGUGGAACAAAGUGGUUCGGAAAGUGUUGGUUUAUUCAUAAUUUGCUAAAAUAUGAAUUUAAAGUCGAGUUUGAAAUUCCUGUAACAUAUCCAACAACUCCACCUGAAUUCAAAAUUCCUGAACUCAUCGGAAAGACGGCCAAAAUGUAUCAUGAUGGACGAAUUUGUCAAACUCUUCACUUCCAUCCUUUGUGGGCUCGAAACGUUCCUCAUUUUGGUAUUGCUCAUGCACUCGCUUUAGGUUUAGGACCAUGGCUGGCAAGUGAGGUUCCCGAUCUUGUCUCCAAAGAUUUAAUUCAACCAAAGGAUGCAUCUGCUGAAGAGAAAUAA